AUGGUACAUGCAGAUGGGUUUCAGAAAAGCGAGUAUGGGUACAACAACAAUAAGGUUGAGCACGUUAUGCAUAUUCCUCCACAUCCUGUUCCAGUUGGAGGUUGGUCAGCAACCCAGGGUGUUAGUUCUGAAAUGAGCUCUGCCAGUUACUCUGGGCCCCAUGGUCCUGUUUUGCCACCUCCGCACCCCACGGUGGCCCUCGGAUUCAACCAAAGCUCCUUCACUUUCGAGGAGCUCUCGGCUGCCACUGCUGGCUUUAGCCAACACAACCUGCUGGGCCAGGGUGGCUUCGGAUUCGUCCACAAAGGUGUUCUACCCAAUGGCAAGGAAAUUGCAGUGAAGAGCCUCAAAUCCACUAAUGGCCAAGGAGACAGAGAAUUCCAAGCUGAGGUUGACAUCAUCAGCCGCGUCCACCAUCGCCAUCUUGUCUCACUCGUCGGCUAUUGCAUCUCACAAGCAGACAGGCUCCUCGUUUAUGAGUUUGUGCCUAACAACACCCUCGAAUACCACCUUCAUCGAAAGGGUCAACCUGUGAUGGAUUGGAAUACCAGGCUCAAAAUUGCGAUCGGAUCGGCUAAAGGACUUGCUUAUUUACACGAGGAUUGUCACCCUCGUAUCAUUCACCGAGACGUAAAGGGUGCAAACAUUCUACUUGAGAACAACUUCGAAGCCAAAGUGGCGGAUUUUGGGUUGGCAAAGAUUAGUCAAGAAGACACUAACACUCACGUUUCCACUCGUGUAAUGGGAACAUUCGGGUAUUUGGCUCCAGAGUAUGCAUCAACCGGUAAGCUAACUGACAAAUCUGAUGUGUUCUCGUUCGGUAUUAUGCUUUUGGAGCUCAUAACAGGUCGGGAACCUGUGGACAACACUGGGGAAUUUGAAGAUAGUUUGGCCGACUGGGCUAGACCACUCUGUACAAAGGCAAUGGAGGAUGGAAGUUUUGAAGGGCUUGUGGAUCCACGUUUAGAGGGUAAUUAUGACGAGCGCCAAAUGUCUUGUAUGGUGGCUUGUGCUGCAUUUAGCGUAAGGUACUCGGCGAAGAAGCGACCGAAAAUGAGUCAGAUUGUGAGAGUGCUGGAGGGUGAUGUGUCAGUAGAAGUGCUUGGUUACGAGGGAGUGAAACCUGGGUUCGGCGGCGAAAGCGGGGAGUAUAAAGUUGACAUGAUGAAGUUCAGGAAACUAGCAUUAGAAGAGAGUGGCAGUGAACAAUCAUCUGCUGAAUAUGGCAAUGCCGGCAGGAGGGUAGGAGCCCGAAUGCACACUCCUUAAUUCAUGCAUGCCAUUUGUGAUUUCAUCAUAACCUCUGAUCUUGCCACAAGUUUUUAAUGAUGUUCUCAUUUGGCAUAAGAAGGAUCCAAGUUAAAGAAAUGGAAGACAACUUUCUUCAAUUCAUGAGUUUUUUAGUGAGUAAUUGAUCGAGUAGGAUACACUGAUA
Molecule: messenger RNA, 1435 nt
Organism: Vigna radiata var. radiata (mung bean)
Lineage: Eukaryota; Viridiplantae; Streptophyta; Magnoliopsida; Fabales; Fabaceae
Product: putative proline-rich receptor-like protein kinase PERK6
Exons: 7
Coding region: 1-1269 (422 amino acids)
Biological process (GO): protein phosphorylation
Molecular function (GO): protein kinase activity; ATP binding
Source: RefSeq, a predicted model, not a curated record